Leptomonas pyrrhocoris is the source of this 1167-nucleotide messenger RNA. RefSeq lists its product as hypothetical. The coding region runs from base 301 to 1167 and encodes 288 amino acids. Lineage: Eukaryota; Euglenozoa; Kinetoplastea; Trypanosomatida; Trypanosomatidae. The record is from RefSeq and is a predicted model, not a curated record. The transcript has a single exon.
GUGACACACUUGUUUUUCUUUCAUUUUUUUUUUGUUGUGGUUUCCUCGCUCUGCAGCCGUGCAAAGGAAAGCGCUGGUGUUGUCUUGGUGACGCUGGCAGGCUCAGCGAUUCAUUCAUUGUCUUCUUGUUUUGACGGGGAAGGCUUCCACGACACGUGCAAUCGACUCCUCCCUCAAAUUUGAGCGAAACUGCGCUCCAGCAUUUUCGUUUUUUUUUUUAAAUUAGAGACCGCAACAUCAGCACCGGCACCUCGUCAUAGAUCUUAACUAACACCAUUGCCGUAAUAACGACGCGGACGUAUGCCCUCAGCACCUCGGUCGCGUCCGGCCAAGACGGCCAAGACGGCCAAGACGGCGGGGAGGCGCUCCGCCAGCGCGGCACACACGAAGGAAAAGAAGAAAACUGCCCGCACCACAUCGAGACAGGAGGGCGAUGCUGCAAGUGCGACUGCACCUGCCGCUGAGCGGGGCUCGAAGGGUGUCCCGGCGCCUGCCGCCGUCCUGAUGCAAGCCCUCGGCCUGCCGGUGACUUUUCCGACCGGCAACACCAUCACCAGCGACGGCCACCUCGAGGCCACUGCGGUUGUGGCGCCCGCAGACGCCAGCGGUCCCUCGCCCGCCGUCGCUGGAAUGGAAGUGGAGGUGGAAACGAAGCAGGGGUACCUUUACUCCGGCAAACUGGCCCUGCUCGAUGCGCAUUACAACGUGCUCCUGCACGAAAGCCUCGUCCGACGUGCACGCGCCUUCGACUACGAGCGGGCAGCACGAGAGCAGGAGGAGCAGCAAGAGGCGCGACUCAUCGCGAGCAGCCUACGCGGCAGCUCCUACUACGACGCUGCCGCCGCUGCGGAGACAGCGGCGACGUCAACAUUGUCAACGUCAGCAACGGCACACUACCUGCAGCUGCAGGAUCGCCUGCCGCGACCGCGCUACGUCGGCACCGUGUCGCUGCGCAGCAACAACGUGGUGCUGAUGCGUUUCGUGGAGCCGACGGGCUUGCCGACUACCUCUGCAGCUGCUGCUGCGACUGCGGUGGCGGAUUCAGCGUGGGGGCGGCUGCGGCGGUCGUUCUCGGCCAUGGCGGCGGCGAUUAAGGCGCACCUGCAGAAGGAAAAGAUGCGCCGGCGUGCGGCACGUCGGGCACGUCUGGCGGCGAAGAAGGCGUGA